Gryllus bimaculatus (two-spotted cricket) is the source of this 261-nucleotide messenger RNA. Lineage: Eukaryota; Metazoa; Arthropoda; Insecta; Orthoptera; Gryllidae. The record is from the annotation of a GenBank genome assembly.
AUGAGGUGGUGGGACCAACAGCAACAAGGCAUCUUUGCCGCAAUGGGCGAGGGUUGUGAGUCCACAUACUACCUGCGCUCGGGUGAAAACAUGAGGCCGCCCGCAUACAAGUUUGUACACGCGGUGAGCCUCAACAGCUCCAGCAAGCUGAACCACAAACCCCAACGUGAAGAAACAGAACGUGCCACAUGGGGUACGAACAGCUACGAGACAGAGACAUCCCGCGUUAGUGACGAUUGGGCAUGUGAUCUCCGAAUGUAG